AUGGUGGAUCACUCGCGGGGCCCGAAGAGCGAGAGCGAGAGCCGAACGUUUGAAGAGCGGAUGCGAGCUGAAGAUCUGCUUUGCGACGAUGCUGAUGCAGAUCGCUUCGAGCUUUUUGAACUUCUGCUGCACGCCUUUGGUGUGCAGCAGGGCGUGAUUGGAGAGGUACGCGACCGAUUUGCACCCACUACAGCUCUAUCCCUCAGCCCCUAG
This is a messenger RNA of Ceraceosorus bombacis, 213 nucleotides long. NCBI's taxonomy places the organism in Eukaryota, Fungi, Basidiomycota, Exobasidiomycetes, Ceraceosorales, Ceraceosoraceae. The record is from the annotation of a GenBank genome assembly.